Haliotis rubra (blacklip abalone) is the source of this 645-nucleotide messenger RNA. RefSeq names its product xanthine dehydrogenase/oxidase-like. The annotation marks the transcript as partial. Lineage: Eukaryota; Metazoa; Mollusca; Gastropoda; Lepetellida; Haliotidae. Gene Ontology annotation, molecular function: iron ion binding; oxidoreductase activity. The record is from RefSeq and is a predicted model, not a curated record. The transcript is spliced from 5 exons.
GCCCCUACCCAGCGGGAUUCCUCAUUGAGGCCGUGUUGGAAAAUGUGGCCCAAAGUCUUGGCAAAGUUGCAGCUGAUGUGAAAGAGGCCAACCUUUACAAAGAAGGCCAGAUUGACAUACUUGGCCACGAACUAAGGACUGCACGAUGGGUAAGUUGUGGCAACAGCUGAGACAGGCGUCCGAGUUCGACAAACGACGGGGAGAGGUCGACACCUUCAACAAGGGAAACCUCUGGAAGAAACGAGGCAUCACCAUGACACCAGCCAAAUACGGAUUCUUCUACAUGGGUGCCGGCGUGUCUGUAGAUGUUGCCAUAUACAGCAGAGAUGGCACUGUCACCGUCUCCCAAGGGGGUGUGGAGAUGGGACAGGGACUCUACACAAAGGUGCUGCAGGCGGUGGCAAGCACCCUGGGUAUACCCCUCAACAUGGUGCGAAUGCGACAUGUCAACUCCCACUUGGCCGCCAACAACACCGUCACAGGUGGGAGUGUUUCCAGCGAGCACGCCGUCCAGUCCGCCAUAACCUGUUGUGAGACACUGAAUGAAAGGUUGCAGCCAUUCCGGACCAAGCAUCCCGACUACGACUGGAAAAACAUCAUCGGCGUGGCAAGCCUCGCCAACGUUGAUCUCACUGCGAAGCACAA